AUGUACCACAGGUCACUCUUCCCUGAUCUACCAACAGUCCCCAAGCCAAACGUCCACAACCUUCUCUUCAACCGGCCUGACCAGAAGGAUUGGCCAGAUUACACCUUGUUCGUGAAUGUAGCUACUGGCCAGCGGCGUUCGUUCAGGGAGUUUGUCGAACGUGUCCGCGAUGGCGCUACUGCACUGGAUACUGAUGUGGCACAGGGCGGCCUAGGUCUUCGUCCACAGAACGGCGAGCUUGUGGGUAUCCUGAGCGAGAACUGCCCGGACUAUAUCGCGCUGAUACAUUCGCUACUAGUAAUCACAGUCCCUUUUGCGCUGUUUUCAUCAUACUCUACGCCGUACGAGCUCAACCACGCCAAUUCACUUGCGCGGGCAACUAGGAUUUUUACCAGUGCCUCGUUACUGCCACUCGCUUUGACCUUAGGUCUCCCGCCAGACCGGAUCCAUCUCCUAGAAGGAGAGAAUAAAGGGUACACAAGUUAUGAUUCGCUCGUCUCUUCUGCUCGCAAGAAUGGUAUUCCACGGCUGCCGCAUACCUGGUCUUUUCCAGCGGGACAAGCGGUCUUCCCAAAGGCAUCCGUUAUGCUAUCCCACGGAAAUAUUAUUAAUGUCCUCUUGGGAAUGAUGGUAAGCGCUAUGGAAAUAGUCAAAGUCGAAGAGCCAACAAUAUGGGACACCCCUGAAGGGCUUCAAGUGUCCUUCAAUAUUCUUCCAAUCUACCACUCUCUCGGCCUCUACCUGACCAGUUUCUUCAACUUCCUUAAACCUUCCACGAUUGUGAUGCUCCCGAAGUGGAACAUCGAUUCAUUCUUCGACAGCGUCCCCAAAUACCACAUCACGUCCCUCGUUCAUCAUCCCCGCUUCAAAACUGCCGAUCUGAGCUCAAUUAAAGGAAUCGGCUGUGGCGCUGCACACCUUCCCCCCCAGCUCGCCGCCCAGCUUUGCGCCCGCUUCCCAGCCAUGGAAAGAGUUAAUGAAGGCUACGGUUUGUCCGAAUUCACAGUGAUCGUUUCCAUGAAACCUCUCCCUGGUAUGCUCGAUGGACGUGCCAAGAACAAGCCUGGUUCUGUCGGAAUUCUCGUCCCUGGAGUCGAAGCUCGCAUUGUUCGUCCUGAUGGGUCCCUCGCGGGGCCAAACGAGGCGGGUGAACUCCACAUACGUGGGGGUGCUGCGGCGCUGGGAUACAGGGGAAACGACAAAGCGACGCGGGAGACGUUCGUUGAUGGGUGGGUCCAUACGGGCGACCAAAUGCGCAUCGAUGAGGAUGGGGACACGCUCAAAAUCUCGGGCAUGCAGGUUUCCCCUGUCGAAAUCGAAGACACUCUCCUGGCACACCCGAAAAAACUCAUCACUGACGCAACCGUCGCGGGCGUUUCAGGCGGGCGUACCUCGGACGAACGCAUCCCGCGUGCGUGGGUUGUGCUCUCUCCGGCAGGCGCUGCCUUGGGUGAGAAAGAGGUCGUAGCGCAGCUCGAUGCGUGGGUACGGGAGCGGUUGAGUCGAUAUAAGUGGUUAAGGGGAGGGAUUGGUAGUGUGGAGAUGAUUCCGAAGUCGCCGACUGGGAAGGUGCUGAGGCGGCUGUUGGUAGAGCAGUAUGAAAGGGAGGUGAAGGCGAAGGCGAAAUUAUGACAGCUAUCUUCAAAUCGAUAGACCAGGAUUCAGAUUUUUCGCUUGAGCGGACCUUGGAGCGGUACCAAACAGAGGCGCACCUUGCACCACUUACUUCGAAAGUACAGCACCCAGCUUAUGCUCGGAAAUUCUCAACUCAGAGGUUACUAAACAACAGCGGGUCACCUUGUAGUGUGCACGAACGAGCUCGAGGACGAUAGCGCCAGUGACACGAUCGAGGCAUCGAACUGCUUCGGGUCCCACAACUAUGAUCAGGCAGCUAAGCCCAACUUUCAGAAACAUUGCAGUGUCGAGAAUCACAGUUGCCGACUUCGUUUUUUGAACUGAGACCACCAAUUGUAAGAGACCACGGUCAAGAACAUGGUAGUGGGGACAGGCAUCGCUGUGGCCUACCUGUACAUGAGGGUGUACACAUGGUUGCCUUUCUGAGAGUUUUAGU
Messenger RNA from Suillus paluster, 2071 nucleotides. RefSeq lists its product as uncharacterized. Gene Ontology annotation, molecular function: CoA-ligase activity. Lineage: Eukaryota; Fungi; Basidiomycota; Agaricomycetes; Boletales; Suillaceae. The record is from RefSeq and is a predicted model, not a curated record. Gene Ontology annotation, biological process: secondary metabolic process. The coding region runs from base 1 to 1632 and encodes 543 amino acids. The transcript has 11 exons.